Messenger RNA from Clupea harengus (Atlantic herring), 3178 nucleotides. It is a transcript of the gene slc6a1l, whose product is annotated as solute carrier family 6 member 1, like. Lineage: Eukaryota; Metazoa; Chordata; Actinopteri; Clupeiformes; Clupeidae. Gene Ontology annotation, biological process: neurotransmitter transport; amino acid transport; sodium ion transmembrane transport. The record is from RefSeq and is a predicted model, not a curated record. Gene Ontology annotation, molecular function: gamma-aminobutyric acid:sodium:chloride symporter activity. Gene Ontology annotation, cellular component: plasma membrane.
CCGGAACCAGGAAUCGACUCCACACUUGCUGCCGGGACUCAUCCUGGUAAAGCAAUAAUCCAGUUAGACAACAGGUCGAAGUUUAUUAUCUGCAGAUCAAUACCACCCACCCACCCACCAGAGAAGGGGGCCUUCCAGCUAAAAAAGGGGGAGGGAGGGUAACUCAGACUUUUUUUUUUGGCCUGUCAGUUCCUUCCGGCAAGGCAGAGUACAUGGCAGAGUUUGGUUGGUGUGGCUGGUCCGGCUCCAGUGGAUGAGCGGAGGUUGCCUUUGUCUGCAGGUGAACACCAAUUUCAGCAUCGAAGUUUUGGUUAAAGGCGUCAGAGCCUCUCUUGAAAGUCAGAAUGAUUCCCUGAUCACCUUGGACUCCCGAGACCCACAGCAGAUUGAAGUGGCUUGAAACCUGGAAACCCACUUCAACCUUUGAACUCCAGAAACUAUAGUGCCAAAGUGAUCUGCGGGGUAUCCCUGAGGAGUUGAGCUCCACACUGGAUCCAUAACAGUCCUAGACUGUCUGAAGACCUUAAGGGCUGGCUGUGAGGGGUGUGAGACAGCGAUGGGGAAGACAGGCCAGAGUACAGUGGACCUGAACUCUCCCUCAGAGGUGAAGCAGGCAGUCCCUUUCGAAGAUCUGGACCAUUACACAUCACAAACUGAUGAAGAUGACAAGGAUAAAGACGUUCCAGACAGGGGUUCCUGGAAGGGCAAAUUUGACUUCCUACUCUCCUGCAUUGGAUAUGCCAUCGGGCUGGGCAAUGUCUGGCGAUUCCCCUAUCUCUGUGGGAAAAAUGGAGGCGGGGCAUUCCUUAUCCCCUAUUUCACCACACUGGUGUUCGCGGGGAUUCCUCUGUUCCUGCUGGAGACUGCGCUGGGCCAAUACACCUCUACUGGGGGGAUAGGAGUUUGGAAGCUGUUUCCAAUGAUGAAAGGUGUAGGUCUGGCCUCUGUGGUGCUGUCAUUCUGGUUGAACAUUUACUACAUCGUAAUCAUUGCCUGGGCACUCUACUACCUGUUCAACUCCUUCAGAGCCGAGCUCCCGUGGCAGAGCUGUGAGCACCCAUGGAACACAGACAAGUGUUUCUCAAACUACAGCCUGACUGAUACCACCAACCUGACCAGUGCUGUCACUGAAUUCUGGGAGAGGAACAUGCACCAGAUGACCAGCGGCCUGGAGGAGCCAGGGGAGGUGCGCUGGCCCCUGGCUGGGACCCUGGGGCUGGCCUGGAUUCUGGUCUACUUCUCCAUAUGGAAGGGCGUGGAGUGGACUGGAAAGGUGGUCUACUUCUCCGCUACCUAUCCAUACUUUAUGCUGAUUAUCCUCUUCUUUCGGGGAGUGACCCUCCCCGGGGCAAAGGAGGGCGUGCUUUUCUACAUCACCCCUGACUUCAACAAGCUCAUGAAAUCUGAGGUCUGGCUGGAUGCUGCCACUCAGAUCUUCUUUUCUUACGGCUUGGGCCUCGGUUCCCUUAUUGCUUUAGGAAGCUACAAUUCCUUCACCAACAACGUAUAUAGGGAUGCUAUUAUCGUGUGCUGUAUAAACUCCUGUACGAGCAUGUUUGCUGGCAUUGUGAUAUUCUCCAUCGUGGGCUUCAUGUCUCACAUCACAAAAAAGCCAAUCCAGGAACUGGCCGCCUCAGGCCCCGGAUUGGCAUUUAUGGCCUACCCUCAGGCAGUGACCCAGCUGCCCAUGUCAUCCCUGUGGGCCAUCCUGUUCUUCUCCAUGCUGAUGAUGCUGGGUCUCGACAGCCAGUUCUGUACAGUUGAAGGAUUUGUUACCGCACUGAUGGACGAGUAUCCCACGGUCCUGAGGAAGAGGAAGAAGGUCUUCAUUCUCGUCGUCUGCGUGGUAUCCUACAUCAUUGGCUUCUCCAACAUCACGCAGGGAGGCCUGUAUGUGUUCAAGCUGUUCGACUACUACUCUGCCAGUGGAAUGGCCAUUCUAUAUCUGGUGUUUUUCGAAACAAUCUCCAUAUCUUGGUUCUAUGGGGCUGAGCGUUUCUACCAAAACAUAGAAGAGAUGAUUGGCUAUCGGCCCUGUGCGUGGUGGAAAUGGUGUUGGAUGUUUUUCACUCCAAUGAUCUGUCUGGGAGUAUUCACCUUUAGUGCGAUAGAGAUGACCCCUUUGACCCUGGGGAAGUAUGUCUAUCCACCUUGGGGGCAGGGGAUUGGCUGGGUCAUGGCACUGUCAUCUAUGCUGCUGAUCCCAGGGUAUAUCGUCUACAUGUUUUUCACUACUAAGGGUGACUUACGACAGCGUUGGCACAAGAUGACCACGAGGAAAGAUGAAACGACGGCAGCACCCAGAAGGCAUUCAUCCCAAAGGGGAAGUAUGGGUGAGGCAUCUGUGUGAUACCUCUUUUCUCCACAACCCCCACAGGAACACAGGGACACAUAGAGGACGUGAACACGAAGGCACAAUACGAGUGUCAGGUACCAUGUGGCCUUUCAAAGCAUCAGUCUUCCAUAACUGUACGAGCAAAGAGAAUUGACCAUCAACUAAAUUAAUCCAUUUUCUGUAAUCAGGCUUAUUUCUGUUACUGUUAUGUUUCAGAUGUUUAAUGCAGGUACACUUGAGCUGGGUUCUCUGUCCACCACAUUCUCAAUAACACUACAGCCUGGUUUUGUUAAAGUAUAAACUUUAAAGUGAACCUUUUUGUGAACUGUGGAUAUUAUUGCCAGUUCAGAGUUUGAAGAUGUCAACUGAAGAUGGCAGUGUAUACUUUGGUAAUUAUUUAGUAAUCAUACAUUCCAUAUUAUUGCCACAGCUACAGCAAUAACUAUGGGAAAAGACAUGUGUAAACAUAUAGCAUGGACCUGGGCAUAACUUAUGCAAACAUAUAGCUUGUAACAUACACAUUUGAUAACUGUAACUGUAAUUUGAUCAUUUGUAACUGGUCCUAUUAUCAGGGUUUCUUUAUUUCCUGAUUGUACAUAUUUUUCUGAGAAUCCUCAUAAGACCGUGUGUUGUUUUGUAUUGUGUAAAUGUGAGUGCUUUCAGAAAAAAAAGUGAAGAAAUAUGACAGUUCACUCGCAUGAAAUACUCAGCAGGAACACUUUAAGAGGUUCUUUUGUUUUGUAUUACUGUAUUUGAGUUGUAUAUCAGCACUUUCAUCCCCUUUAUAUAGAUUUAUGUCAUGAUUUAUUUCAGAACAAUAAAGAUUUAUACCCUUAAAUCUCA